AUGGUUUUCGAGUCGCUUGUUGUAGAACUUAUCAAUAGGUACUUAGGCUCAUACAUAGAAGCACUGAAUGCAUCUCAACUAAAAAUUGGUCUACUUGGAGGAAAUGCUCAGCUUGACAACUUAGACAUCAAAGCUAAUGCUUUCGAUGAUUUGGAUUUACCUGUCAAAGUCUUGCAAGGUCACAUAAGUUCCUUAACUCUUAAAAUACCCUUCAAAAACCUGUUCACAGAACCUACUAUUGCUGAGUUAAAGGGGCUAUAUGUUCUCAUUGUCCCAAACAUAGCUGUGGAAUAUGACGAAGCAAAAGAAAAGCGCUACGCCAAAGAAUCGAAACAAAAGGAGCUAGUCAGUUUGGAGACAGCUCGUUUGAAACCUAAGCAUUCAAAUGACUCCAAAGCAGAUUCUUUCGGUGAAAAGUUGGCAGCACAGGUUAUCAAAAAUCUACAAAUUUCCAUCAAAGAUAUUCAUAUACGAUAUGAGGAUAGUUUUAGUAUCCCAAAUCGUACUUUCUCUCUUGGGCUAACCUUAAGUGAACUAACAUUUCAGACCGUUGACGCCGAUUUCACAGAAUUACAAAGUCUGGUGGCAGUUUGCAUACAACGCUGUUUUGGAGGAAAAAUAUCGAGAGAGUAUAUUGCAAUCUGGAGAAAAAAGCUGUCUGGAGAUAAACUCAGUCAGGCUCAGUUAGCUAAUUUAGAGGCAUAUGAAGAGUUUCUGGAUGUUUUCAAUAUUGUAUUAUGUCGACAACAAGCUGAACUUCAGUUUAAUGCUUCUAAACAGAAACAGGGUCAAAAAGCUAAUUCAAAGAGUGGUGGUUGGUUUAGUUGGUUUUCACGUGGUUCUGCCGUUGGGUCAGACGAUGUGGAAAGUUCGUCAGAAGGUGAUUUAAUGAAACGUUUGGAAACUGAAAUGACAUCAGAAGAAAAGGCACAUUUAUUUGCUGUUAUUGAUUAUUCAGAGUCAGCUGCGUCAGGUGUUUCUGGUUCUGCAAUUAAUUUCCCAAUAAGUUAUGUAUCAUCUUCUGUUGCUGUUACUUUAAGACAACUUAGUUUAGUACUUUUAGAUGAUAAAUUAAGUGAUCCUAAUGUGCUGAAAUUCUCCGUGAAUAAACUCACUGCCGAUGUUAAACAACGUGCAGGUGACCAAGCUUUAGCUGUCUCGUUACGAUUGGACAGUCUUGAAGCUUUAGGUGCUCAGCCAACAUUAAAAGAAUCUUAUCUUGCUAAAUCUUCAAUCAAGCCUGUUCUGAUAACAAGUCAUGUAAAUCAGUUACUAUCCGAUGGCAAUAACCAAGCCGGUACUACAUCGAAGCCCAGUCAUCUACUCUGUAUUGACUUUGAAAAGAAUCCUCUUGAUCGCAAAGCUGAUCAAUGUAUUUCAAUUCAAGCUGAUGCAUUACAAAUAGUUUACGAUGCUGAAACUGUCAAUAGAAUCGUUCAUUUCUUUACUCCACCAAAAGAUGUUUACCUACAAGAGUUAUCUAAUACAGUGUUGUCAUCUUUCGAAGAAGUUAAGGAAGUGACUACGACUGGUCUGAAACAUCUAGCCACUAAUCGAUCUUAUACAGAUGUUCAUAUUGACAUUAAACCAAGUUAUUUUAUAUUACCAGAUUCUGGGAUAUACAGAAGUGAUUGCCGUCUGUUGUUGGUAGAUCUUGGAAGUUUUACGGUUAAUUCAAGUCGUACAUCAGUUCCACCAGUGUGCAAAACAGUACGAGAUCAAGCUUCAUCAAAUGAUGAAAAUAAAAUGAUUCUACCGGAAAAACUGAUGCAAAAGAAUCCAUUUCGAAGAUUUCUGGUCAAUUGA
Messenger RNA from Schistosoma mattheei, 1806 nucleotides. Lineage: Eukaryota; Metazoa; Platyhelminthes; Trematoda; Strigeidida; Schistosomatidae. The record is from the annotation of a GenBank genome assembly.